UCCUGUCGUUUUGUGUUUCGUUAGCAACGAGGCCUACAAGUAGAGUGUGGUGGCUAUUUACUGAGUGCUCAUUUGUAACAUUUCCAUCAAUUUACACCGGGCGAGUACAGAGGAUACCGACUUCGACACCUUUUGUUGGGUUUGUACAACGGGUUAACUACACCAUAUUGUCCUCCAGACUCCUGAGUUAAUUUUGGAGUAGCUGUCAAAAUGGCCACCCAACUUCGGCCCACAACUCGCUACCAGCCCCCAGAUUGGUUCACAAGCAACUACACCAUAUCCACCAAUGCCGAGCGACAGAGGGAUGCUUCACACCAAGUCAGACAAGAAGGCAGAUUUUUGAGAAAUGAAACAGACAAUCAAACCAAAUGGGAUCAGCAUUCAAAUAAUGUCCGUCUUGCAGAUAGAGUAGAUAAUAUCAGGAAGUGGAAAGAAAUUCUGGAGAAGACUCUAGCUGACACAGACAGGGAAAUAGCCGACCUCACUGAAUCCAAGGAACAGACAGAGCAAGCACUGGAGGCGAAGAACUUGCCGUUGGAUGUAGCCAUCGAGUGUCUGACUCUGAGGGAGGGCAGGCAAGCCAUUGAUGUGGUCCAGGAUGAACCAGAGGCUCAGCUGCACAAGGAAGUUGAGGUGAUUGAGGGAAUCAAGAAACAGCUGCAGCAGCGAGUGGAUGAGUCUUUUGAGCAGCUGUGUCUGCUGCAGGAAGCCCGCCAACAGCUGCAGGCUGACCUCCAGGACAAGAACAUUGCUCUGGGCAUUGACAUUGACCAAUACAACCUCACUGACCGCUCCCCCAACAUCAGCUACAAGCCAGACUCACUCAGAGUGCCCAAGGGGAGCACCACCCCCCAGCAGUGGGAAGACUUCAGUCGGUACAACAAAGAACGGGCGGAGGCUGAGAUGAAGGCAUCCACCAGACUACGAGAGGCAAUCCAUCACACCCUCCAGCAGACCGCCAAUGACUUGGAGGCUCAGAGAAUUGCAUCGGAAUACGCUUUCAGGAAGAGGAUCCAUGAGUUCGAGAGAGCCAAGGAUGAACUGGAGUGGCAGAAGAAGAAUACUGAGGAGGAAAUUGCUGAUAUGGAGAAUGACAUUCGUGGCCUGGAAGAAUCCAUCCGUGCCAAGAUCAACCCGAUGAAACUGGCCCAAACACGUCUUGAGAACCGAACAUACCGACCCAACGUGGAACUGUGUCGGGAUGCUCCCCAGUACGGGCUGACCGAUGAGGUCAAGCAGCUCGAGGCCACCAAGCGGGCACUGGAAGAGAAAUGCAACCAGGCAAAACACGCUCUGGACGGCCUUGAGAAGAACCUCCAUCGCAUCAAUGAUGACCUCGCGCUGAAGAACAACUCGCUGAUGCUGGACAACCGUUGCAUGAAUGUGCGGCAGAAGCUCCAGGCACGCCCCCAGAGCACUAUCGAGAGGAAUCUCACACUCACCGGCAUGGAACGACAGAGGUCCACCGUUCUUGCUUAACCAGGAACAUCACAAAUAAAUCAUUUAACUAAGAUUCUCAUGUCAGCUGUGCAAAUGCUAAUUUUAUAUCAACACGUCAAAUAUAGAUCUCAAAUCAAGUCCAAUAUUUUAUCACAAGACACGUUAAAUUGUUCACUGUUGUAUAUUUUAUGUUAAGUUGAUGUACUGAAUUAUUAACUGUUCUGUUUUAUUCCUAAAGAAUUUAAGAACUUGCAUCUAAGCGAGCAGGUUAGGAUACUGGAGGCUGUGGACAAUUGUAUCGUGUUAAUGAAAUUUAUUGGUGUUAUAGGAUUACUGCAUCAGUAUUCAACUGUUUUCUUCCUGUUGUUGUGUUUCCCACAAAUAUCUACCUUGUUGUAAAUACACUCCGUCUGCAAUGUGUGUUUCAGUUACAAUAUUACAUAGAAUGAUAAUAACUUGGGCUGCUGCUACUAGAACCUUUAUUUCAGCUUAUCAGUACUGGCCAUAUAUAUAUCAGAACCAAACACUUAAUUUGUCAUGGAUGUGUAAAUACAAGAACAAAAGAAAAUAAAUGUGCUUCAGAUGUA
This is a messenger RNA of Haliotis rufescens (red abalone), 2027 nucleotides long. RefSeq names its product tektin-2-like. Gene Ontology annotation, cellular component: microtubule cytoskeleton; nucleus. Bases 211 to 1479 code for a protein of 422 amino acids. Gene Ontology annotation, biological process: cilium movement involved in cell motility; cilium assembly. The record is from RefSeq and is a predicted model, not a curated record. The transcript has 6 exons. NCBI's taxonomy places the organism in Eukaryota, Metazoa, Mollusca, Gastropoda, Lepetellida, Haliotidae.